AUGGCUGACGCCCUCUUGUUUGUGGCUGCCGCUGCCUUCACGGCCCUCUACAGGUUUGCGGAAGCAUCCAUGGAUAUGCGGCUGCAGAGUGCAGCGGUGAACGUCACCUUCCACGCUGCCAGCCAGACCAUGGUCAUCGACAGCUCGACGGCGCGGCUCCUGGAGCUUGUGCGUGCCCGGAAUGGGAAGUCUUUGCUGAGCCUCUUCGCCUGCCGCACGGCCGGCGGCCAGCACCUGCUGCGGCAGUCGCUGCUGGCGCCUCCGGUCCAGUUGGAGGAGAUUCAGGCGAGGCAAUGUGCAGUGGAGGAGUUGCUCCAGAACGAGCCGCUCUUCUUUCAGCUACAAUCUCUGCUGCCUCAGCUGGCAGACCUGGAUGCUCUCUUGGGUCGCCUCACUUUGACGCCACGGGGCGAUGGCACGGCCGACUGGUGCAAGAUCGCUGUCCGAACAGCGCUUCGUUUGCGCAGUGCCCUGGCUGCCUUGCCUUCUUUAGCCGAUGCGUUGCCAGCGUCGGAGGGUCUUUUGGCUGAUGCACGCGGGCUGCUGAGUCAGAAUCGGUUCCGAGAGCUCCACGAGGAGCUGGACCGCGUCUUGGAGGACUCCUCUUUUCGCCUUCGGGGCUCCAUGGGGCACUUGGCCUUGAUGUACGCCGUGAAAAAGAACGCCAGUGCUCUGCUGGACGUGGCCAGGCAGACUUGGAGCGAGUCCAUGGAUGCGAUCCACAACCUGCAUCGCCGUCUUGCUGUGAAGUAUCCUGAGCUGAAUUUGCGCCUGGAGUACACCGAAAAGAGAGGCUGGUAUCUCUCGCAUGCAAGAAGCAGCACGGUGCCGUGCGAGUUCUUCCACACCAGCGCGAAGGGCAGCUCUGGACGACUGGCGUCAACAACCCGGGAGCUCAACUCCGAGAACUUCAAGCUGCGGCAGGCAGAGGCCGAGAUUCUGAAGAGGAGCGUAGAAGUCCUGGCCACCCUCCUGCACGAGCUGCGCAGCGAGGCAGCCUUACUGCACCGUGCCUCCCAGGCCACGGCCGUCCUGGACCUGGUGGCCGCCUUCGCCGGCUACGCGCUCGAGGCCAACUGCGUGAGGCCUGAGAUGCAGGAGUCCCAGGAUGCCCCACUGGCUAUCCAGGCUGGACGGCAUCCGCUGCUGGACCGGCUGGGGGACUUUGAGCCGGUGGAUUUCUUCGUAGAUGGCAAAUGCCACUUCCAACUCAUCACAGGGCACAACGGAGGAGGGAAAACUACGUAUCUGGCAACAAUGGCACAGCUGGUGAUCCUGGCCCACGUGGGCUGCUUCGUCCCUGCAAACUAUGCCGCCUUCCGGCUAGUGCCAUCGCUGUUCACAAGGAUGGGAACGAGUGAUUCCAUUGAGGCAAGUGCAUCCUCUUUCCUCGUAGAGAUGCAAGAGGCUUCUUACAUCCUGAAGAGCUUGACCUCCCAGAGCUUGGUACUUGUUGACGAGCUUGGCCGGGGCACAUCCCAUGCUGAUGGACUCGCAAUCUGCUGCGCUGUGUGCGAGAGGUUGAUGCACCUCCGAGUCUACACACUCUUCGCUACACACUUCUUUGAAAUUUGCGGAGUCCUGGCCGCCCGUGCUGGCUUCCGGAGCAUGCACUUGGAGAUACUGGAGGAACCUCACCAAGAGGGAGCACGCCGGCGCUUCUGCGUUCAACGUGUGGAGUCCCUGCAGGCACUGGCAGAGAAGGCCGCUGAGCACUAUGGCCUGAAGGCUGCGGCUCAGCUCCUGCCCGAGGCCCUCUUGGAACGUUCCAAGACGAUGGCCACACAGGUGCAUGCCUGCCUCGGACGCCUGGGUCGGGGGGCUGAGGAGAGGAGCUCAAGGACUCGGAGAAAUUUGACUGGAAGAAUGCAUACUUUGCAGCAGCUCCGGCUACUGGCAAGCUCCUCCUUGUCGCCCGAAGCACGCCGGGAGGUGCUGAGGCAGCUCCAAACCGCUGUGUGCUGA
Molecule: messenger RNA, 1965 nt
Organism: Symbiodinium pilosum
Lineage: Eukaryota; Dinophyceae; Suessiales; Symbiodiniaceae
Source: the annotation of a GenBank genome assembly